Messenger RNA from Saccostrea cuccullata (small rock oyster), 939 nucleotides. RefSeq lists its product as uncharacterized. Lineage: Eukaryota; Metazoa; Mollusca; Bivalvia; Ostreida; Ostreidae. The coding region runs from base 1 to 939 and encodes 312 amino acids. The record is from RefSeq and is a predicted model, not a curated record. The transcript is spliced from 9 exons.
AUGGAUAUAUUUCAGACAUGUGAUAACCCUGGAGAUGGUACCACAUCAGGAGGAAGAAACUCGCCUGACCAGGCAUAUAUUGCUGUACCCAAAAAGAGACGGUGGCGACCAUACAACAAAGUGUGGAGACGUGACCAGAAAUGGACUAGAGAGGGACUGACGUACCCUCAGAAGUCACUAGUAUCACAGAAGUCAGAUGAGCCAGGCAAGGACUUGUCAGAGACCAGAACACCACCAUCUGUGGUGUCUGACGAGGUCACACCGAAAAAGAAGAGACAUUGGACAUAUAACCGUGUGUGGCAAAAAGACAAGAAGUGGAUACGAGAGGAGCAGACUCAGCAGCAGGCAGUACCACCUCCUACCCCGGUACACAGGGACCACCCCACAAAGACACCACCGGUCCCAGUACCACCUCCUACCCCGGUACACAGGGACCACCCCACAAAGACACCACCGGUCCCAGUACCCAGACAGCAGGAGCCACCCCAAUUUCUGAGAAAAUACUGGCGGAGAAACAGGGUUUGGAGGAGGGACAUGGUGUGGGUAAGAAAGGUAAAUAUAGCACUCUUACAAUUCUCCUCCCUAAAUAUGAUUAUAAAAUUCUGUCAAAUUUCUAACACUUUAAUUAAAGUUCCCACAUCAGAGCCAGAGACCCGUGCUGCUGAUGAAGUACAAGAUCCCAUUUUGGUACCCUCUUCUGAGAAGACUGCAUCCUUGCCCACCACUGAUAAGACUCUCGCUGAGGAGCAGAAGACUCCCACCACUGACAGGGCUCUCUCUGAGGGACAGGAGACUGUUACGGCUGGAUCCUCCUCAGCCCCUGACCUCCCUCCAGAUGAUGGAGAGCCCUCCCCAGCUGCAGAAACUGAUCCCACCCCUCCCUCUGUUGAACAAAAGACCAUCACUGACAGGGUUGGUGCAAUUAUCAAAUUCUCUUAA